GAGAAAGCAUGAGACAGAGCUGCUUCAGGUUCCUGUGCAGAGGCUGAGAGGCAGGAACAGAGCUGUGACAUCUCCUCGCUCAUCUACCUGCUAGAGGCACAGACACAGAAGCCCCAAGGACUCUGCACAGGACAGGACCGGAGCAGAGGACGCUCGAGUUAUGCUGCAGACCAUUUAUGAAUCUGACUCCAGCAUCAGUGCAGAGUGGAGGAGGAGACCCCUGGACUCUCACAGCACGGCCAUGGCUUCAGAUCCAGAGGUGUUGUCGGCGGUGGGCAGUAUGUCGGAGGUCGGUAUGUUGGACUGGGACUGUGAUUCAGACGAUUGGGAGAAGCAGUUACAGCGCGAGCUGCUUCUGAUCCAGAGACAGCAGCAGAUCCAGAAACAGCUGCUCAUCUCCGACUUCCAGAAACAGCAUCAGAACCUGCUGAGACAACAUCAGGCCCAGCUCGAGGAGCACAUCAAGCUUCAGCAGGCUCUGUUAACUCUGCGGCAGCAGCAGGAGGUGUUUGUUGAGGAGGAGAGAGAGGAGGUGAGGGAGGACGACAAGGAGCUUCACAGGAGGGAGACACAGAAACACCAGCAUCACAGACGGAAGGAGCGAUCUAAAGAGAGUGCGAUGGCGAGCACUGAAGUUCGUCAGAAGCUGCACGACUUUCUGAUGAGUAAAUCAGCUAAAGACCCGUCAGCGUCCGGCGCCGGUUACCCUCUCAACCGCUCCAAACUGUGGUACAGCUCCGCCCACCCGGGUCCAGCAGAGCAGAGCUCGGCUCCUCUAGGAGAGACUCCGCCCACCUUCAAAUACCCUCUGACCUCCGGCCUGGACUACAGAGAGGACUUCCCUCUCAGGAAGACUGCGUCUGAGCCCAAUCUGAAGGUGCGCUCCAGACUCAAGCAAAAGGUUUCUGAGAGACGAAGCGCUGCCAUACGCCGCAGAGACGGCAGCGUCCUCGUUACGCCACUGAAAAAACGAACUCUCGAACUAACAGAUUCAUCAGCCAAUGAGAGCCCUGCAGGUUCUGGACCGAGCUCACCCAUUGGCUUGUGCAACAAUGAGAACAGAGCGUCAUACCGGUCCAGCACCACUCAACUACAGCGCUGUCUGUCUCAGGGGGGCGUCCUACAGACGGACGGGUCCAUGUCCCUGUUGAAUCUCUACACAUCCGAGGGGCGUCCUACAGACAGAGGGGUCCAUGUCCCUGUUGAAUCUCUACACAUCCCCCUCUCUGCCAAACCUCACGCUGGCUCUGCACCCUGCUCACGCACACAUCUGUGUAAGUUCCUGUCCAUCACAGACACAUCAAACUCUACAUAG
Messenger RNA from Sinocyclocheilus anshuiensis, 1315 nucleotides. RefSeq names its product histone deacetylase 9-B-like. The transcript is spliced from 8 exons. The record is from RefSeq and is a predicted model, not a curated record. Lineage: Eukaryota; Metazoa; Chordata; Actinopteri; Cypriniformes; Cyprinidae. The coding region runs from base 161 to 1315 and encodes 384 amino acids.